AUGCAUGAAGGGACCACGCAGCCUCGCCUCCUCUGCGCAGACCCCGGUGCAGCGGCGCAGAGGGGGCACACCAAGCCUCAUGGACACCAGGCGCCAACGUCAGGCACCGAACACUACCGGCGGGAGACGCUGCGCGGCAGUGGUGCCUGGGGACUGCUGCUGCGCCGCGUGGGUGACGACGUGCUCACCCACCUGCUGGCACGCUGCGCGCUUUACCUGCUAGUGCCUCCCAACUGUGCCUACCAGGCCGGCUGCCCUUCCUCUCGGCCCUCACGUCCCCUGGACGCUCCUGGUCCCCGAGUGGUCGCCGAGACCAAGCAGUUUCUCUACUGCUCGGGUGGCAGGGAACGGCUGCGCUCCUCCUUCCUGCUCAACUCCCUGCAGCCCAGCCUGACGGGGGCCCAGAGACUAGUGGAAACCAUCUUUCUGGACUCGAAGCCCCUGCAGCGGGGGACAUCCCGCAGGACGCGCCGCCUUCCCACGCGCUACUGGCGGAUGAGGCCCUUGUUCCAGGAGCUGCUGGGGAACCAUGCGCGGUGCCCCUACGGCGCGCUGCUCAGGGAGCCCUGCCUGCGUGGAGUGGGUGUCAGCGCCCCGGAAGAGGACACUGGCCCGCCGCGCUUGGUCCAGCUGCUCCGCCAGCACAGCAGCCCUAAGCACGUGUACGGGCUGCUGCGGGCCUGUCUUCGCAGGCUGGUGCCCGCUCGCCUCUGGGGCUCCAGGCACAACGAGCGCCGCUUCUUGAAGAACGUGAAGAAGUUCAUCUCUCUGGGGAAGUUCGCCAAGCUCUUGAGUCAGGAGCUGACCUGGAAGAUGAAAGUGCAGGACUGCGCCUGGCUGAGCCAAAGCCCAGGGGGUCGCUAUGUCCCAGCCACGGAGCACCGUCUGAGAGAAGCCGUCCUGGCCAAGUUCCUGUGCUGGUUGAUGGGCACAUACGUGGUUGAGCUGCUGAAGUCGUUUUUUUAUGUCACGGAGACCACGUUUCAGAAGAACCAGCUCUUCUUUUUCCGGAAGAGCAUCUGGAGCCAAUUGCAAAGCAUUGGGAUCAGACAACACUUCGAUCGGGUGCAGCUUCGUGAACUGUCGGUGGCUGAGGUCAAGCGAUACCAGGAAGCCAGGCCUGCUCUGCUGACGUCCAGACUCCGCUUCCUCCCCAAGCCCAGCGGGCUGCGGCCAAUCGUGAACAUGGACUACGUCGUGGGAGCCAGAACGUUCCAUGGGGACAAGAAGGUGCAGCAUCUCACCUCCAAAGUCAAGACGCUGUUCAGCGUGCUGAACUAUGAGCGAGAGCAGCGCCCUGGCCUCCUGGGCGCCUCUGUGCUGGGCAUGGACGACAUCUAUAGGGCCUGGCGUGCCUUUGUGCUGCGCAUGCGGGCCCAGGACCCAGUGCCUCAGCUGUACUUUGUCAAGGUGGACGUGAUGGGUGCGUACGACGCCCUCCCUCAGGGCAGGCUGGUGGAGGUGAUCGCCAACGUGAUCCAGCCCCAAGAGCACACAUACUGCCUGCGCCAGUACGCUGUGGUCCAGAGAACUGCCCGCGGACGCGUCCGGAAGUCCUUCAAAAGACACGUGUCCACCUUCACGGACCUCCAGCCUUACAUGAAACAGUUUGUGCAGCAGCUGCAGAAGACGAACUCGCUGAGGGAUGCCGUGGUCAUCGAGCAGAGCUGCUCCCUGAACGAGGCCAGCAGCGACCUGUUCGAUGUCUUCCUGCACCUGGUGUACAACCACAUCAUAAGGAUCGGGGGCAAGUUUUACAUCCAGUGUCAGGGGAUCCCCCAGGGCUCCAUCCUGUCCACCCUGCUGUGCAGCCUGUGCUACGGAGACAUGGAGAGCAGGGUGUUCCCCGGACUCCAGCAGGACGGGGUGCUCCUGCGUUUAGUGGACGACUUCUUGCUGGUCACCCCUCACCUGACACAAGCGAAGGCCUUUCUCAGGACCCUGUCCAGGGGAGUGCCCGAGUACGGCUGCAAGGCGAACUUGCGGAAGACAGUAGUGAACUUCCCCCUGGAAGACGAUGCCCUGGGCAGCACGGCACCCCUGCAGCUGCCAGCCCACUGCCUGUUCCCCUGGUGUGGCUUGCUGCUGGACACGCGGACCCUGGAGGUGUUCUGUGACUACUCCAGUUAUGCCCAGACCUCGAUCAGAGCAAGUCUCGCCUUCAGCCAGGGCUCCAAGCCUGGGAGGAGCAUGCGUCGAAAGCUCUUUGCGGUGUUAAGGCUGAAAUGUCACAGUCUGCUUCUGGAUCUGCAGGUGAAUGGUCUUCAGACGGUUUGCACAAACGUUUACAAGAUAUUCCUGCUGCAGGCCUACAGGUUCCACGCCUGUGUGCUCCAGCUCCCGUUUAAUCAGCACGUUCGCAAGAACCCCUCGUUUUUCCUCCGCGUCAUCUCUGACACCGCGUCACGCUGCCACACCCUUCUGAAAGCCAAGAAUCCAGGGAUGCCUCUGGGGACCAAGGGUGCUGCAGGCCCGUUUCCUUCUGAAGCCGCAAGGUGGCUGUGCUUUCACGCCUUCCUGCUGAAGCUGUCUCGCCACAGCGCCACCUACAGGUGUCUCCUGGGAGCACUCCAGACUGCCCAAGCGCAGCUGUGCCGGCAGCUCCCGAGGGCGACGCUGGCCACCCUGGAGGCUGCAGCCGACCCAGCCCUGACCACAGACUUCAGGACCAUCUUGGACUGAUGUCCAGUCAGCUUCUCACAGGCCCUCGAGCUCAUUCCCAGCUGCGUCCACCCAGAGGGUCUGGCCCCUGUGCCCCGAGACCCCGACCUGUGCUGCUGGCUGGGCUGCUCCCUGGAGGGGGUUGCCCCCAAGUCAUCGAGGAAGCAGAGCCCACCCAGCUCCACCCCCACCGCCCCUUUCUAGUGACAGGUUUGUCCUUCAGCUGCCCGCUGCCAGGAGGAGGCAGGUACGAGAGCCUGGUUGGGGCGUUGGCAUCUGGAAGGGAAGCAUCAGGGACCUUUGUCACCCUCCUUGCUGCGGGGUCACCCUGGUCUGCAGUGAUGGCCCACGUGUGGUGGGUGUGUGUGACCUCCUUCCUGCUGAUCGGCUGUGACUCAAGCCGUCCACACCCGCUGGAGCAGCAUUCCCCCAGCUGGCCCCCAGCUGCAUCCAAAGUCCAUGUCUCAACAAACUUGCCCAGAAGCAAAGGGCCCAGUCAGCUGUUUGAGCCCGUUCCCCACCAUCCACACCCACGCUUCUGACCUGCGUGUCCCCAUGCCCUGCCCAGGCCUCCUGGAGCCAAGCACACAGCACCCCCCGCCCCUGCCCCCACCCCCGCCUGCCACUUCCACUUCCGGAGUCUUCUGCUGGCCCCACUCAGCACACAGCCCCGCGUGGCCCCUCCUGCACUACCUCCUGCCCCCACCCCAGGCAUGGGGUGAGAGAAGAGCCUUUGUAUAUUUUCUUAGUUUUUAAAUAUUUCUCUUAUGUUUGUAUUAAAAUAUGCACC
Myotis brandtii (Brandt's bat) is the source of this 3451-nucleotide messenger RNA. It is a transcript of the gene TERT, whose product is annotated as telomerase reverse transcriptase. NCBI's taxonomy places the organism in Eukaryota, Metazoa, Chordata, Mammalia, Chiroptera, Vespertilionidae. Gene Ontology annotation, molecular function: telomerase RNA binding; telomeric repeat DNA binding. Gene Ontology annotation, biological process: telomere maintenance via telomerase. The coding region runs from base 1 to 2682 and encodes 893 amino acids. The record is from RefSeq and is a predicted model, not a curated record. Gene Ontology annotation, cellular component: telomerase catalytic core complex. The transcript is spliced from 18 exons.